AUGCACAACCAUAAAUCCCAAAACGUAACAAUCAGGCCAUACUUAAACUAAAACCAUUUCCUAUUUGUAUCUAAUGAUAGCCAUAGAAACUAUAACUCCGACUUCGACAUCAGAACACACACUAGCAGUGAAGCCCGUAACCAUCUAAUUUUAGAUCAUUAAUAUGAUAACGUUUACACUAUAAGAUCUUCAACAAACCCUGACCAUUUCAUAUUUUGCUCAGAUGAUGGUGUUCGUGGAAUUGGUAGUGAUUUCGAUGUAAGAUCUCAUAAUCAUAAUGAAAAAAGAAACCAUUGGAAAAUCUAAUAAGUUUAAUAGGGUGUUUAUACUAUUAGUUCAGCUCAAAAUCCUAAUCAUCAUUUAUUUGCUGCAAAUGAUAAUAGUAAUGCAUAUGGUUAAGAUUUUGAUGUUAGAACUCAUACUCAUCAUGAAGAAAGAAAUAAAUGGUUAAUUGACGCAUUCGUACCUUAUUAAUGUGUAGUCACUAUUAGACCUAUGUUACAUUAAGAUCAUUACUUAUUUGUUUCUAAUGAUUAACAUAGAGCUUAUGGAUAAGAUUUUGAUGUUAGAACACAUGCUAGUAAAGAAUAAAGAAAUAACUUCAUAUUAGAUAAAGUUGAUGGUAACUUAUACACUAUUAGACCAUAAGUUAAUCCUGAUCACUACAUUUUCUGUUCAAAUGAUGGAGUAAGAGGAUUUAACGAUGAUUUCGAUGUAAGAACACAUACUCAUAAAGAAUAAAGAAAUUAUUGGAAAAUCGAUGUUGUUUAGGGAAAUAUUUGCAUUAUUAGUUCUGCAACAGAUAAUAAUCACAAACUUUUCUAUGCAAAUGAUGGAAGUAAUGGAUAUGGUAAAGAUUUUGAUGUCAGAACUCAUUAUCAUCAUGAAGAAAGAAACUAAUGGAUUAUUGAUGGAUUCUUUUGA
Ichthyophthirius multifiliis is the source of this 924-nucleotide messenger RNA. RefSeq lists its product as hypothetical. The transcript has a single exon. NCBI's taxonomy places the organism in Eukaryota, Ciliophora, Oligohymenophorea, Hymenostomatida. The record is from RefSeq and is a predicted model, not a curated record.